AUGACGUCCGCCGACCGCGUGCCGCUGGUGAUCCAGGUGCGCCGCUGCUCGCGCGCCGACCGCGCCACGUUCGCCGCCACCGGGGGCGUGCACAGCACGCCUGACCUGCACGUGGAUGGUCUGCGCUCGGACGAGUCGCCGCCGCCCGGCUGGACUUCCCCGGGCGGACAUUUGAGAGCGGGCACGCCUCCCGAGCGGCGCGCUCGCCGCCUCGACGGACCGCAUCACUCACGCUCGCAGUCAUGCAGAGCGCCCCGCAAAACAGACUACCUGAUGAUCCCGGACGCGCUGGGCCGCUGCCGAAGCACCACCUCCGUCCGGGACGCCGAGGAGACGGCCGAGCCCGAGUACUACCGACUCAGACACUUCUCCGUCACCGGCAAGGGCGUCGUCAACUGCGGCGACUCCUUCCGCAGCCGCCGCUCUCGCAGCAAUGUCAGCGUCGCCUCGGACUGCUCCGAGUACAGCCCCAGGGCCGAGCAAAUCCACCGGCACGCCCCCGGCUGGACGGGAUCGAGCGCGCCGAGACGAGGUCCGACGCGGCGGCCCCCACGUCAGGCCGGACCCCGGAUUUUCCCGACGGCCGGCUACACUAUCUGCGGCUGA
This is a messenger RNA of Pollicipes pollicipes, 606 nucleotides long. RefSeq lists its product as uncharacterized. Bases 1 to 606 code for a protein of 201 amino acids. The record is from RefSeq and is a predicted model, not a curated record. The transcript is spliced from 4 exons. Lineage: Eukaryota; Metazoa; Arthropoda; Thecostraca; Pollicipedomorpha; Pollicipedidae.